AUGCAGGUGCAGCUGGGACAAGCAGACAUAAAAUGCCCGAUCACGGAGUGCAGCGAACACCUGGAUGAAACAACUGUCCUCUAUAACCUGCCCCACGACGACAUCAUCAAGUAUAAAUAUUUCCUGGAACUCAGCCGCAUUGACUCCAGCACCAAGCCGUGCCCUCAGUGCAAGCACUUUACUACCUUCCGGAGGAGAGGCCACAUUCCUACCCCUGCCAAAUUGGAGAACAAAUACAAAAUCCAGUGUCCAUCUUGCCAAUUUGUCUGGUGUUUUAAGUGCCACUCUCCCUGGCAUGAAGGUGUUAACUGUAAGGAAUACAAAAAGGGAGACAAGCUGUUGCGUCACUGGGCCAACGAAAUUGAGCAUGGGCAAAGGAAUGCCCAGAAGUGUCCGAAAUGCAAGAUCCACAUCCAGAGAACGGAAGGGUGUGACCACAUGACCUGUUCCCAGUGUAACACUAAUUUCUGUUACCGUUGUGGGGAGAGAUACCGCCAGCUCCGGUUCUUCGGAGAUCACACGUCAAACCUCAGUAUCUUUGGAUGCAAAUACCGCUACCUCCCCGAGAGACCACAUUUAAGGAGAUUAGUGCGAGGCUCUGUCUGUGCUGGAAAACUACUCAUUACACCCCUAAUACUGGUUCUUGGACUGGCACUGGGAGCCAUAGCUGUUGUAAUAGGUCUAUUUGUGUUUCCCAUCUAUUGCCUUUGUAAAAAGCAGAGGAAAAGGUCACGGACAGGUAUGCCCUGGUGAGGACGG
Messenger RNA from Tinamus guttatus (white-throated tinamou), 759 nucleotides. The record is from RefSeq and is a predicted model, not a curated record. NCBI's taxonomy places the organism in Eukaryota, Metazoa, Chordata, Aves, Tinamiformes, Tinamidae.